AUAUAUUAGACCUGAACGGGACGCUGCCUUGCGCAAGAGUCUGUUCGGUAGUCCACAGUUCUCUGAGCAUCUUGCGGAGGGAACAGAAGUAUGUAAACAUACAAAAAAUUAGUGGGAAGGACUGAUCAGUCUAGACAAAAAAGCGGUUUUCGAGCGGCCGUGUGACCGGAGGGACGCCCGAGAAAGACGGAUUGGAAGCAGGAAUGUGAACGAAGAGGAAAAAAUCGUGGAUUGGAGGCAAACGGAAGAUAUCCGAUAAACAUGCGGGUAAUGGGUGAAUGUGGAUUUGACCAUAGUUUCAGAUAGUGUCAGCAUGAAACCUGUGACAAUAUGCUGCUUGGUCGUUUGGUGCUUUUGCUUUGCUGUUUAUGGUACACAUAAGUUCCUUCAUAGUAGCCCUCAUUUCCACGAUUGGAAGAAAUUGUACUUUGUUUAUCAUUGGCCAGUGACCGUGUGUAAGAUGAUUGAGAAUGAUUGCGAUAAUCCCCCCAUGUAUUGGACAAUCCAUGGCCUCUGGGCUGAUAAAGCAGAAGACUGUAAUAAAAGUUGGCACUUCAAUGUAACGGAAAUUAAGGAUCUCUUGGUAGACAUGAGGCAAUACUGGCCAGACGUACUUCAUACAAAUCGCACCAAGUUCUGGAAGCAUGAGUGGGACAAACAUGGGACUUGUGUUGCUACACUGAAAUCUCUUAAUUCCCAGAAAAAGUACUUUAGUAAAGCACUGGAACUGUAUGAAAAACUGGACCUCAACAGUUAUCUCUUUAAACUGGGAAUAAAGCCAGGCGGUAACUACUACCAGCUGAGUACCAUCCAAGAAGCUCUUACAAGUGUUUAUAAUGUAACACCAAAGAUCCAAUGCCUUUCUCCAGAACAGGGUGAAGAAGUACAAACAAUUGGCCAAAUCAAGUUCUGUUUCACUAAGGAUUUUACCCUGAGAAAUUGUACUGAGUCAGAGGUUUAUUCCUAUGCUGCACAUGAAAAUAUGCUCUUUGGAACUGAAGAUCUGUCUGUCUGCAAUGACACCUUGACAAAUUACCCUUCACAUGUGUAACUUUGCAAGUGAAGCAACGAAAUUUGAUCUACUGUUGCCAAAUAAUGUUGAUAUUUUUUUUUGAAAAAUGUAUCUGGAUUAAUCUCGUCUAUUCUACAAGGGCAUUGUAAAAUUUGUUUGAAAUGUUUAAGCCCUGAUUGAUUUGGGUGUGCAUACCUAAUUUACAAAAUUAAUUCUGCAGCUAAACAGAGAGGAUUGAAUUCUGUGGAGUAACUUCAUUUGGAUGUUGAAGUGCUAUUAUGCUUAUAUUUUCUUUAAACAAGAACUUAAAACUUCUUUUUCAAUUUAAGUAGUUCUAAAUCAAUUAGUGGCAAGUGAUUUUGGUGAUACCUAUUUCCAAAUUAGUAGGGAGUCCUCUUCCCCAACCCCCUGGGCCCAAACUCCACCACUUACGUAGUUUGAGUGCUGUUGAUAACGCUACAGUAAGUGCAAUACUCUUAUUGCUUCUUCCAGGAAAGUAAUUUUCAAUGCAGUCCUAAUCAUUUACAUCCUUCUAAGGGACAAAGCACAUGUUAUGAAUUUUGGUGAAUUGGAUCCAGGUCCCCAGUUCCAAAAUUCAUAAUGUGUAGUGUGGUUCUAAGUCUGUUGAAGUUAAUGAGCUUGAGAGGGUGUAAUUCUGUUGAGGACUCCUUUGGAGGCAAAUAACUGAUCAGCACAUAUGCACGAGCAAUCACUAAUCCCAUUUAAGCACCAAAAACUCUGCAGUGGCUGGUCAGUAGGAGAUCCUGUUGCUUGUAUGAUAGGAAAGGCAGCUUCUUUAGCUUAGAGCAGUCUCAUCCAAUUCAGUAAUGUGGCUCUAGAAUAAGCAAGCCACAGCUAAAAUUCCUGUUCCCAGUAAACAAGGCAGAUGCUUUUUACAAGAAAAAUAGCUUUUCCUAAAUUGGAAUUGUAAGCACAAGUUCUUUCCUGACCAUGAUCGAGCCCAUUAGUUUUCUUUGCUUGAGCCUUUGGUGACUUCCACGUAGUGGGUUUCCCCACAUUUUCCCUGGCCUAGUCCCCUGCAGCAGUCAUUUACCCAUCACAAGAGCACUUUUCCAGUGUUUCCUCCCACACUGGCAUUGGCAAUUGACAUAAUUGCUGUUGCAUUAUAAAAAGCUGAAUUCCAAGUUUUUAUUUUUUUUAAAAAAGGCCAUAGCUCCUUUCAUUGUGGAGAUAGAAGGGAAAAUUUAACUUUAAAAAGGAGCUGAGAUGGGGAAGAUGGUACCAGUGGGGGCAGGACCAGCAAAGACUGAGACUUUCCAAUCCAUGGAACAUCUGCUCCAGCUUUUCUGCUGUCUCUCUUAAGAUACUACAGUAAUACAUGUUUAGGAAAAAUGAUGGGAAAGCCAGAAGGUGUACAAAAGCAUCAAAUAUAUUCAGGGUUUUUUCCUUCUUUUCAGUGCUAAGACCUGAUAUUGUUUUCUUUCUAAUUACAUAUUCAAUAUUUUGAUUAUCUUUCAUCUGUCAUCAGAGAGAGAUCCAGAGGAGUUAGCCAUGUUAGUCUGUAGUAGCAAAAUAGUAAAGAGUCCAGUAGCACCUUUAAGACUAACCAACUUUACUGUAGCAUAAGCUUUCGAGAACCACAGUUCUCUUCGUCAGAUGCAUGGAGGGUAAGAAGAAACUGGCCAUAUAUAUAUAGGUGGUAAGGGGAGGGGGGAGUAGAUGCAAAUCAGUUUGCUUCUGAUGAGAUCAGUUUGCUUCUGUUAAUGAAAUCAGUUACUUCUGAUAAUGAGAUAACCAUUCAUAAUCUCUAUUCAAUCCAAGUCUGACUGAGUCAAAUUUACAUAUGAAUUCCAGUUCAGCAGCUUCCUGUUGGAUUUUGGUUUUGAAAUGUUUAGAAACAGGCUUUAUGGGAAAAAUCUUCAGUGGAGCUUUGAAUAAGUCCACUCAUCUUGUUCCCUCUUGGGGACUCUUCCAUCACCCUGCUGGGGCUGUAGCAGCAGGCCUUCACUUUUCCUUUGUUGUCCUACUUCUCUUUUUCUAUGCCCUUUUAAACCUUCAUUGAGAUCCUUGCCUGCUCUUGUAUCCUCCCACUCUGCCCCAGGCUGACCAGUCUAAUUUGGCUUGUUUCUGCCUGAUGACCUCACUGUCAACCCCUGCCAGGCCCCACUCCACUGCUCAGGUGCCCACACCUUAUGUUCGUUCUUCUCACUCCCUGCUGAGUAGUCUGCCUGACUGCCUCGAGGCCUUUUACUCUGUCAGUUCCUGGAACUCCUGCCUUUCUUGAUUUGCCUCCCAGGGCAGGUGCUCAUUUCUGCCACUGUCCAUACUAACUCACCAUGAUUGUCAAGGCAUGAUACCACACCCUUACAAAUGUUUUUUCUUCCUGAAGUAAAGAGAGCCUUUGGAGAUAACUUUAUAAAUAUGUGCCGAGUGAUAAUCAUAUUGCAUAUGACACAAUGGAUCUAGUUCAUGAAUGCUUAUGUUAGAAUAAAAUUUCAUCUAUCAUA
Eublepharis macularius is the source of this 3480-nucleotide messenger RNA. RefSeq names its product ribonuclease T2 (gene RNASET2). Gene Ontology annotation, molecular function: ribonuclease T2 activity; RNA binding. Gene Ontology annotation, biological process: RNA catabolic process. Gene Ontology annotation, cellular component: extracellular region. Bases 314 to 1051 code for a protein of 245 amino acids. NCBI's taxonomy places the organism in Eukaryota, Metazoa, Chordata, Lepidosauria, Squamata, Eublepharidae. The record is from RefSeq and is a predicted model, not a curated record. The transcript is spliced from 10 exons.